Molecule: messenger RNA, 891 nt
Organism: Sinocyclocheilus rhinocerous
Lineage: Eukaryota; Metazoa; Chordata; Actinopteri; Cypriniformes; Cyprinidae
Product: lysosome-associated membrane glycoprotein 5-like
Exons: 5
Coding region: 1-639 (212 amino acids)
Biological process (GO): establishment of protein localization to organelle
Cellular component (GO): lysosomal membrane; late endosome membrane; plasma membrane
Source: RefSeq, a predicted model, not a curated record
AUGAGCCGCGGUGGGGGUCAAUCUGACACUAUUUUCGUAGUGAGAGAAAAUGGAACGACCUGCUUGAUGGCGGAGUUUGCAGUGAAAUUCCUGAUUCCGUACGACGUCCUGGCACUGAACGGGAUCGAUCUGAUCACGGAGCAGGCGUCCGUGUCGAUCCCGCGUGGAGCUCAGAUCGCUGGGAAAUGCGGAAGCAGUGAGUCGGAGCUGCAGAUCUCAUGGAUCAAUCACGCAUUCACAUUCCGCAUCUUCUUCUCAAAGGUGAUUCCAGCAGAAACUGAUCCAUCUGAAUUCUUACAGCAGUUUUACCAUACGCUCUUGACACGUUCACAACUCCGCAAACACACACCACUGACUCUCAGUGACGUCAACGACAAAACCGAAUACCUCUCUAGAUGUUGUUUUAGGCUGUAUGUGUUGAUGUGGAGUGUGAAUGACCAGCGCUUCUCUCCUCCUGCAGCGUUUAAAUGCAUCACGGACCAGCGGGAGCAGCUGGAGCAGAUGCUGCCGCUGGUGUUGGGUCUCAUCCUGGGUCUCAUCAUCGUCAUCACCAUCUCCGUUUAUCACUUCCACCUCAAACUGAGCGCCGCGCAGCAGCCGCAGCUUCCUCGCGACCGCUCGCUCUACAAGAACAUGUGAAGAUCUCUACCGGACGUGACGUCAGUCCAAAUGUCUCAACGCACGUCAUUAGAACGCCACUUUUCUUUCUGGUUUCUGUGUCAAAUGUAUGGAAGCCAGUUUGCACCAUAGAAUUAAACGAAUGUAAAAAGGUAAUUGCGACUUUUUUUUUCAGAAUUGCUAAAACUCUUGUUUUGUGAGAUUGUGUGGGGGAAAAGCCAGAAUUGUGAGAUAAAAAAGUUGCAAUUACCUUUUAGAUUUUUUUAUUCCAUG